This is a messenger RNA of Pecten maximus, 1636 nucleotides long. RefSeq names its product GDP-L-fucose synthase-like. The coding region runs from base 122 to 1087 and encodes 321 amino acids. Gene Ontology annotation, biological process: nucleotide-sugar biosynthetic process. The transcript has 9 exons. Gene Ontology annotation, molecular function: GDP-L-fucose synthase activity. The record is from RefSeq and is a predicted model, not a curated record. Lineage: Eukaryota; Metazoa; Mollusca; Bivalvia; Pectinida; Pectinidae.
CCAAUCACGAUUCACGUGGCAUUCCAAGACAGCGUCGUUUCGGUGUGAUACAGUCGCUAAGGGCCCAGAAUACACACUUGCGAAGGAUAAUUCGUUUUCCGUUUGAGACAGAUAUCUGAAGAUGGCAACUGAGAAGAAAAUUGUGCUUGUGACCGGAGGCUCUGGGUUGGUUGGUAACGGUAUAAGAUUGGCCAUGAAAGAAAGGCCACACCUUCAACGGGAUGAUGAAGAGUGGAUCUUCUUAAGCUCUAAAGAUGCUGAUCUAAUGGACAAGCAGGCGACUUUAGGUUUGUUUGAGAAACUUAAACCAACAUAUGUGAUCCACUUGGCUGCAUUAGUUGGAGGCCUUUUCAGGAACCUCAAGUACAACCUGGAUUUUUAUAGAAAUAACACAAUUAUCAAUGACAAUGUGUUGCAUGCCUGUAAAGAGUUUGGUGUCAAAAAACUGGUAUCCUGUCUCUCUACCUGUAUAUUCCCAGACAAAACCACUUACCCGAUCGACGAAACAAUGGUACACAAUGGUCCUCCUCAUGACUCCAACUUUGGAUAUUCUUUUGCCAAAAGAAUGAUAGAUGUGCUGAAUAGGGCCUACCACAAACAACAUGGCUGCAACUUCACUGCUGUUAUCCCUACAAAUGUGUUUGGACCUUAUGAUAACUUCAACCUGGAAGAUGGUCAUGUACUCCCUGGUCUCAUACACAAAGUCUACAAGGCCAAGAAAGAAGGCAGUGAUUUCACUGUCUGGGGGACAGGCUCUCCACUCCGACAGUUCAUCUACUCCUUAGAUCUCGGCGAGCUGAUGAUCUGGACUCUUCGGUCUUAUCCAGAAAUUGAUCCCAUCAUUCUUUCAGUUGGAGAGGAGGAUGAAGUAAGCAUAAAGCAAGCAGCAGAGAUGGUGGUGGAAGCCAUGGAUUUCAAGGGCAAUGUCGUGUAUGACACAUCCAAGUCUGAUGGGCAGCAUAAAAAGACGGCCAGCAAUGCCAAGCUCAGGAAAUACUGUCCAGAUUUUAAAUUUACAGACACCAGAACAGCUAUCAAGGAUACUGUAGAUUGGUUUGAGAAAAAUAUUGAAACCGUGCGCUUCUAAUCUGAAGGAUCUCAUAAAAUCCAAUUACAAGAAUCUAAAUAUCAUUCCUCAUAUUUGAAACAUUAUUACAAUAUAUGUGUAUUGUGUGGAAGUAUGAACAUAUAUUCUGGGAGAUUUUACUGAAAAUAUAUUGAAAGUGGGAGUUUUGCUUUGGUGUGAAUUUUCAUUAUCUUAUUCAGGUAUGUAGCUUUACCUUUAGAGCCUGUAGUUUACUGCAUAAUACUAUUUAUUUAAUGAUUUUAACAUCAUCAGUUUUCUUGCUGAUGAAGCAGGCAAUUGUUUUCAACAAACAGAAGAAAAUAACUUCCAACAACUUCAACCUACACCAAGUAUAAAUGUUAUUAGCGUAUUCUACCUAAUAAGUGCAUCUGCCCUGUAAGCGCACACCCACCUUUUUUCAGGAAGAGGAUGGGUGUCCUAAUUGAAACAUAUAAAAUGUCUGCACAUCACAGCACGAUCUGGCAAUCUUCAGUCUUUUAUAUAUAUAAUUAACUUAAGACUGUGAAUUGUUAGCUCCAUAAACGUAUGUAAAUAAAAGAACAAGUCAUA